AUGGGAAUACUCUGGUCGGAUGCUGAAGCUACAAAAAAGAUGCGCCACGCUGCUUCGUGGCAUGACGCAUUCGUCGUAGGAGAUCGUGAAAGUACCACGCGCAUCUGUCGUGGUGCGGUGACCUCCGGACAAAAGAAAGCAUUGGUUCGUAAGCACGAGAGAGAUGGUUUUCUGACGACAGGUCCACGUUCAGACAGUCGGAAGUCAACAAUGCAGCAACGUAUAUCAGGCCUCGCCGAGAAGUAG
Molecule: messenger RNA, 246 nt
Organism: Peronospora matthiolae
Lineage: Eukaryota; Oomycota; Peronosporomycetes; Peronosporales; Peronosporaceae
Source: the annotation of a GenBank genome assembly